UUCGCCACACAAUCAUAAUCAUCAUGAUGCCUCAUUCUAUAAUGAGAAAUGUAUGCUAUUUUGUGCUACUAAAUCUUGUAAUUUUCCAAUUUGGUGGCGUUGUCAAUGCAUCACAAGUUCACUGUUUCUUCAUUUUCGGAGAUUCAUUGGUCGACAACGGCAACAACAAUUACCUCAACACAACCGCCAAGGUCAAUUACUCCCCUUACGGCAUUGAUUUCCCGGCCGGCCCCACCGGCAGAUUCACCAACGGCCGAAAUACCGCAGAUUUCCUCGCUGAACUACUGGAGAUAGACAAACCCCUUCCCCCAUACGCCAACGCCACGGAUUGGGACAGAAUCAACGGCGUCAACUUUGGCUCGGGUGGAGCCGGAAUUCUUGAUGAAUCCGGGCAACACUUCGGAGAUGUGUUGACUAUGAGCGAGCAACUGUCGAAUCAUGAGGCCAUAGUUACGAGAUUGGGCGAAAUGUUUGGAGACAUAAAAUUAAGCUUGCAACAUCUUAGCAACUGUACAUACUACGUGGGAAUGGGCAACAACGACUACCUUGGCAACUAUCUCCCCAAAUACUACGCCUCCACCACUAAAUACUCUCCCAAACAGUUUGCUUCUCUCGCCAUCGCACAAUACUCUAACCACCUUCUUAGGCUAUACAAGAACGGCGGGAGGAAAGUGGCCGUGAACGGACUCGGAAAAUUAGGGUGCGUUCCGCAGCAGACGGCCAAGUACCCUGUCUCGCCGGUGACAGGGUGCGUGGAGACGAGCAACGCGGCCGUCGAGAUCUUCAACGAGAAACUCAAGAAAUUAAUAAAAACGUUGAAUCUCCUCCCAGAUGCCAGAUUCCUGUACGUCAGUGAAAUCACGGACAACCCGUCGUACGGCAAUAUAACGGUGGUCGGAAAACCAUGUUGCGAGGUGUCGGGGGAUGCGCUAGGGCACUGUGUUGAGGGAAGCACGCCUUGCAGCAACAGAGAUGAAUACUAUUUCUGGGAUUCAUUCCAUCCAACUGAGGCUGCCACUUCCUUGUCCGCAAAGAUUAUCUACGAUGCUAUGGCGCCAUUAUUGCAGACUACAAUUGCUGCUGCUACCCCUCUUGUUGAUGUUUCCUGAUCAAGGAUUUUCUUUAUGAUUUUGAACAUUUGUUUGUUCAAUGCUGUAAAAAUGCAGUUAUGUUUGGAUUUUGUUCCAUCAAUAAAAAUGCAUUUGGGACCCGACCCAUCAUCUAAAA
Molecule: messenger RNA, 1227 nt
Organism: Salvia splendens (bonfire salvia)
Lineage: Eukaryota; Viridiplantae; Streptophyta; Magnoliopsida; Lamiales; Lamiaceae
Product: GDSL esterase/lipase At1g29670
Exons: 4
Coding region: 24-1109 (361 amino acids)
Molecular function (GO): hydrolase activity, acting on ester bonds
Source: RefSeq, a predicted model, not a curated record